AUAAUUAUUUGUUGUAUAACAUACUCUUACUGAAAAACAUUAUAAAGUUCACUAAAUAAUGCUACCUGUCACUUUAAACAGUGUUAAAGACAGUUGACGUCAUUUUGGAAAACUGCAGUGCUCGCGGAUCGGCGGAAGGAAGUGGUUGUUAGCUGGCUGGCGUUAGCAAGCUACGUUUACCGAGGCUGUUGUUGAUUCUAUGGAAGAGAUGUCAGGAGAGACUGUGGUGAGCUCGGCAGUGCCAGCAACUACAACACGAACUACUUCUUUCAAAGGCUCCAGCCCAAGCUCCAAAUAUGUCAAAUUAAAUGUGGGCGGAGCGCUAUACUACACUACGAUGCAGACGCUUACCAAGCAGGACACGAUGCUCAAAGCUAUGUUCAGCGGCAGGAUGGAGGUGCUCACAGAUAGUGAGGGUUGGAUCUUGAUUGAUCGCUGUGGGAAACACUUUGGAACGAUCCUCAACUACCUUAGGGAUGGAGCAGUCCCACUCCCAGACAGCCGCCGGGAAACUGAGGAGCUUCUUGCAGAGGCCAAGUAUUAUCUUGUCCAGGGCCUGGCUGACGAGUGUUCUGCUGCCUUGCAGAACAAAGUAAGAUAUGAACCCCUUUGCAAAGUGCCUCUCAUGACAUCAUCUAAAGAAGAGCAGCGACUCAUUGCGACCUCAAAUAAGCCUACUGUGAAACUGCUGUGUAACAGAAGCAACAACAAAUAUUCAUAUACCAGCAAUUCUGAUGACAACAUGCUAAAAAAUAUUGAGCUGUUUGACAAGCUGUCAUUGCGGUUCAAUGGUCGAGUACUGUUCAUCAAAGAUGUGAUUGGAGAUGAGAUUUGUUGUUGGUCAUUUUAUGGCCAGGGCCGUAAGAUUGCUGAAGUGUGUUGCACUUCCAUUGUUUAUGCCACAGAAAAGAAGCAGACCAAGGUUGAGUUCCCUGAGGCACGAAUCUAUGAGGAGACCCUCAACAUCCUUCUGUACGAGUCUCAAGACGACGCUACCAUAGACCCUCCUGAUGAGCGAUAUCGUCUGGAUGAGGACGAGGAGCGAGAACGAUCUGAGCGAUUUCGAAGGUUUCAUAUCAAACGACCCGAUGACCGCACACACCACCACCACCAGUGACCUCUCUCCUGUGACACAGCUGCCUGUUCCUCUGACCCUGGACAGUGUCUGCACCAUGCUUGUGCCUUACAACACCCAGCACCUGUCUCUUUGCCUUCCCAGUUGUUACCAGCUUUUCUAGGCGAUCACUGUAACAUGAGUGUGUAGUAUUGAGGUGAUUGUGUGUUUUUGUUUCUUCUUGUCUUAUUUGUUAAGCACUCAGGCUCUAUAGUUUUCAGUUUGUAAGCCACAAUAAUGACAGGAGCUUGUAUGUUUGCAUUCAGCACAUCAGGCAACCAGUUCAAUCAGUGCGUUUGGAGAAGCAGAGAGAGCUGUCUGUAGGGGUUCUGCAAUCUACGUGAAAUACAGAAAAAUAAAAAUUAAACCUUAUAAUCAACUAAAAUUUAUAGAUUUUUCAGCUUUUUCCUCACUGUGGUUUAUACAAGUCCACGUUAAUGUCAUCAGUGGAUGAAACUGGUGUUUUACACAGAGCAGCCACAUGAUGGCAAUAUUCUACUAGAUGUUACCAUGGCUAUUUGUAGCCUGAUAAUUAAAAUUCUCUAAAAUAUUUUAUAUAGUUAGGGCAUCGCCAAAGGAACAAACAUUUUACUGAAGUGCUUGGUCUGUUUUUAGUUUUACCAUUGAUGUAUUUUUCUUUACUCCACUAAAAUCUUUUUUGUAUAAGUAGGGAAUUUGAUCUCUGACCCGAGGUGUUAAAUGUACCUGAUGGAAUGAUGUCUGCUGAGGUUGAAGUGAGUGAGUGCAAUUGGAGACCUCGGUACCAGGAAAGGAGUUCUGUCUACAAGUUCCUAACAGGGAGGUAAAGUCGACCUGUCCGUCAUUCACCAGAGACUGUACCGUUUGCACACUAUAGGUUUAAGUUGCAGGACUUGUAGGUAUGUUGUACAAAAGUAAACUUAAAAUGUUUUAUAUUUUAUACACUUU
Messenger RNA from Nematolebias whitei (Rio pearlfish), 2041 nucleotides. RefSeq names its product potassium channel tetramerization domain containing 10 (gene kctd10). Bases 200 to 1117 code for a protein of 305 amino acids. Gene Ontology annotation, molecular function: protein binding; ubiquitin-protein transferase activity. Gene Ontology annotation, cellular component: Cul3-RING ubiquitin ligase complex. Lineage: Eukaryota; Metazoa; Chordata; Actinopteri; Cyprinodontiformes; Rivulidae. The transcript is spliced from 7 exons. Gene Ontology annotation, biological process: negative regulation of Rho protein signal transduction; proteasome-mediated ubiquitin-dependent protein catabolic process; protein homooligomerization. The record is from RefSeq and is a predicted model, not a curated record.